This is a messenger RNA of Rhipicephalus microplus (southern cattle tick), 1989 nucleotides long. RefSeq lists its product as uncharacterized. Gene Ontology annotation, biological process: regulation of translational initiation. Gene Ontology annotation, cellular component: cytosol. The record is from RefSeq and is a predicted model, not a curated record. Lineage: Eukaryota; Metazoa; Arthropoda; Arachnida; Ixodida; Ixodidae. Gene Ontology annotation, molecular function: translation activator activity.
GUACUUGGCAGGGUAAGAAAUGGCCGGUCGUGGAAGGGGCAAAGCAGCAUUUCCUGAGGUUCGUCAUCAAUUGAGACGACCGAAAGAGGAUCCUGAAGACGCUGCGGAGCCUAAAGGCGACAGCAAGCGAGAUGAAAACAAGCAACAGCCGCCUUCAACUCCAGUUGACGCUGCUCCGGUCAAGGUCGAAAAAGAGAUCAGAGGACUGUGUUCUCAAUUCAAGUACUUGCAAGCUUCAGACUCAAAUUUUGACAAGGCACUUUCUGCAGUUAACGAGAAACUGAAGACCUCUAAGGACAUUGAUGACGUCGUGAACUCAAUGUAUGAAAUUUGCUUACUAGGGCCUGAUCAGGCCCUAGGGACGUGCCAGGCUAUGACGCGGCUUUCCAAUGUGGAGAUUGACGGUUGCAAGUUGAGGACCAAGCUUUUGACGAGGUUGCAGCAAGAAUUCGAAGGAUUUGAAGAGAAAGCUGAAUCAUCACCACAGGCAUUUCUCAGUAACACCGUAUUUCUCUGCGAGUAUUACACUCAAUACCUUUUGCAUGGAGCACCUGUGAACUCGCUCAAGGCACCUGUGUGGAGGUAUCUCGAGUUCAUGCUGCAAAGUCGGAAGCCAUAUUUUCUUAACCAGUGCUUUCGAUUGGUGCAGAGCAAAGUUGGUUUUUUUAUGAAACACAGUCGUCCCGAACUUGAAGGCAACUUUUUGACAAAACUACGAGAAGUUGUGCUCGAUGAAAAGGUGCCAAAGACUCACCGAUCUUUCGGACUGGAAACUUUGGAGCUCAUUUUGAAAGAGCUCACACGGAACGCCUCUUAGUUUUUUUAAUCCCUCAAAUAAAUCAUAGCAUGCAAGCACAUUUUACCAACCACUUUGGUUUUAAGCCCUUGUUUCAUCCAUGCAUAUUCGUUUUUCUCGAGCGUCAUAGAACACUGAUGGGUACAACUAGAGUGAAAUGUAGUUGCUUCAAGAGUGCGGUUAUGGAUCUCAAAUUUUUCAGGCUCGAUUCUCAAGUUUCUAUCAUGUGUGUCAGUUUAGUCGACUUGAAGAUUUCGUUGGCAAACAUGCAAAUGUGACCUCUAAUGAACUAAGCCGUAUCAAAUAGUGAACUCUGAAAAUGAAGUACGUCACGAGACUGGCAUGACUUACGAUAUGGAGAAGGUAGAGCAUGUGCAAAGAGAGCAUGGGUGCGUCUCAACCGCUAGUUUUAGCAAUGUGCUAAAACUAGGGGUGUGCAAAUAGUAAAAUUUUACCUCGAAUCAAAUUCAAAUUGAAUGCACUGAGAGCUAGAUAUAACGAAAUAUUUUUUAUAACAAAGUAAGUGAAAAAUAGUUUUGCAAUACAUGAAGGAUGAAGAUACUAUACCUCUAACAAAUUUUUGGAUAUAACAAACUUAUUUUCAUGUAAGAUGCACCUUCGUUAUAGUGAGCUUUGAGUGUAGUGUUGUAAUGGCAAAGAAUGUUGAAUAUUGAGCUAGAUUUUAUAGAAUACUCGUAGAAAAACAAAGAAAUGAAAUGAAAUUUAUCUAUUUCUCGAAUACAUGAUGCGUUGCAUGACUAUUACCGAAACCCUACAUGUCAUGCAAGAACGCGGGUUGUUGCACAUGACCUUGCUUCAGGUUCUUUCGCGAUGAUGUUACAGUUUUCUGUGGUUCCAAAUAUGUGCUCACUGAACACCAGUUUCGAUGAUACCUGCACAAAAUGCGUCUCCAUGCUCUUUUCAGAAUUUCAACAAAUGAUCCUUUCUUGGGUUCAGGCACUCUGUGAAAUAUUUUUAGACCUCUCGACCAUAACCUCUGAGCUCAUCGGGCUGGUUAUUUUUUCACGCUAGCAGCUUGACUCUCUCCUGGACUGUUUCCUGACCUUUUUUGCAGGACCAAUGAUUUGUUAAUGGCUUCAAGCAUUGCUUCAGGUUUUGAAAAAUGCUGUCAUGAAGACUCUAUGCUAGUGUAUCAGUCGAUCAUUUCUGCUACCAGCAGCUCAGUAACCUGC